AUGUGUUUGUGCAAAGCAGAUGGUUGGCAGCCUGUCAUAUUUGAUGGGAAACAGCCCAUCUCAUCCGGUAUCAUGGCUGCUGCAGAUGCAGCCUGCUUGCUUCUGGAGUCGCAUUUAGCUGUGACCUCCCAACAGAGUGAGAACCUCAAGCUAAAGCCGCUCUUGGCACGCGUGCCCAGCCAGACAGACAGCUGGUCCUGCGGACACAGGGCUGCUUUGACGGUGAAGUAUUUGCUACACCGCAUCUUCGUUGACAAAGCCAGAGACUGCUGCUUGAGCAAGCUCGAAGUCCCCAAACAUAUUGUCAGUGAUGAGGCAGUUGAAAGUUUGUGCUCAGGCAGCAUUCCGAGAUCCCUGAUUGAGGUGAAGAAGCAGGCGCCAGCAACUUCCAGCACGAAGAAGAGGCCGACACCCCAGAGUAGCGCUGAGGAUUCCAGACCGAGAAAGGUAGCAGCAAAGGCAGUUCAACAGGCCCUGGCAGCACCAGCAACUGCUGGUUCAGAUGCGUUUUCUGCUUCAAAGGUGGCAGAAAAGGUUCCUUUGCCAACAAUACAUGAACCUCCUGAAGCUGAAGCGGAAGGGCAAGAGCAAGACGACAGCAUUGUCUUCAGUGCCCAACAACUCAUCGAUGAGCGAAAGCAGAAAGACGCUUUCAAGAAAAAGGAGAAGCGAGUCAAGUGCUACCUGAAGAAGAUGGGGCUUCGUUUCAACGAAGAUUUCCAAAAAGUCCACAAGGGAGGUGACUUUGCAGGGAACUCCAAACACUGGAAAGACUUCUUGACUGGUGUGAUGGGACUGACUGAUAUUGAGUGCCCCCAAUGUGAGAAACUAAUUGCGACCUUUCACAUAGACGGUACAGACGUCGCUCCAACGCCGGACAAGAAGAAGAAAGUGAAGAGUGACAAGGUCCCUGCUUCGCACGCUGCUGAAAGCACUGAGUUGAGCCUCGUGCCUUACGACACUCCUCCCAAAAAGCGGGCAUCCGCAGGCCGUCCACCCACAGGAUCGCUGCCGCCAUUCAACCUGAUGGAUUACCUGCAGGAGAAGAGGAUUUUGGAUGGAAUCAUGGUUUGGGUGGAGAGGAUUUGCUUCAUAGAUUUGGUUCACCAGACUCUCCAAGAUGACCUGGAAGCGCAGAGGGAAACGGCUGCUUGGAUGGUCAAGCGUUUCCCGCACUUGGAGAAUCGACAGCUACACAAGAUCACCUAUGUUGACGCUGUUGCCGUCGCCAAGGGCUUCUUCGCAAACAUUCCCCGCAAGCUCAUGAGGGAAAGUUUGCUGCGAUAUCUCAGCCGCACUCUUAACUACCUCAGUGCAGGUGUUGUGAUGGGCAUUGUCGGUAUCGAUUCCAUAGGAUUGCCCAACUUCUUUUGUGCCGUGGACAAGCAACUGGUCGACGCUUGCGGCGCAGCUAUCGCUUGUCUCGGGCCCGAGAUAGAGGGCACUUCCAACUACAUGAUUGUCCGAGAUGAAACCGCAUUCAGCAAAACAAUGUCUCUUGUAUACGGCCUGGAUGCGCAAAACCCUGGCCAAGCGAUGGUUGUGGGUGGUACAUGGCCAGACUUUGCUAAAGUCCUUCCUGAUGAAGAUGCCAUAUUGACGCCGGAGGUAUUGGCAACCGUCACAUGCUGCACUGCUGUGAAGCGGUUGGACAAGCGCACUGACCUGUUCUUGGUGCAGAUGCUUCCACGAAACCAGAAGAUUGAUGCUGCGUGUGAACUGCGCUCUUUGGGCGAAGUAGUUGAAUCUUGUAUUGAGAGCAAUCACGGAGUUCCUCCGCUGGCGAUGGCCACGGACAAUCACAAGAGCUUUGUGAAGAUCAAUCGUGCCUUAAUGGGUGUCCUCCCAGCAACAGAAUCCUCGGAUGUACCUUUCUGGCAGUGGCUGGGCUGCAGUGAUCUGCUUUGUCUAUUGAUGCCAGCGUACACCACCAUGUUUUGGCAGGCGCUUACCCACGGGUCUUGGGUUGCGUCCAGAGCCUUUUCCAUUGAGGAAAUGACAAUGAACUCUUUGUGUGGCUACUACAUGACACUUCUUUUGGUGAAGCAAGCGCACGAUCUGGGUGGCCACGAAUGGCAGAAUCACCUGGUUGCAAAGGAGACGACGUUGAACGUACUCAGCAUGCAAGUACAUAUGGUGCUACGGAUGCACUCGUUCCCGCAAAGUGAUGCAGUGAUGGAGCCAUGCCUGACAAUGGAAGAUUCAAUUGAGCACUUCUUUGGCAGGGUAAAGACGUGCAAGCGCGAGACUGGGUCAACCACCGUAGCCACAGCUUUGCAAGCGGCGUCCCUCCUGCAUCUCCGGCAGAAGCGAAAGCCAGCACAGGCAGCCGACAUUAUCAAAAAUGAGCUCUUAUCCUGGUGGCGGGAGACUGGGCAGAAGCUGAUCUUGGGCACUUUGGCAGAGGAGAACGGUGAAGAGAGCAGCGACGAGGAAGCCAUUGAUGAUAGCAAGGAAAGCUUGAGUGAAGAAUCAAAAGCAGUGGUUGACAGCCUGGAAGCCACAGAGAAGGGCAUCUUGAUUCAGGAGGAGCUGAGCAUGUUGUGCGAAGAUCCCUCAUUUGUGGGCUGUGACGAGAACUCUGAGAUGAAGGAUGACGAUGAAGACCCUGAAUCAGAGGAGGAGGAGGUAGCACAGAAGGAGAAAAAUACGUUGAACCCUGAUUCGAUCCGUUCAUUAGGACAUGUGCUGGAAGCAGCUCACCUCUCGCAGUUUCAGCCUUCAUCAAAGGAUCACGAGAGCAAGAUGCUUGGGCGCAUCAGGAAGUUGACGCCCUUUUGCCAGAACUUCGUGGCACGAGUCCGAGUUCAUGAGGGAGUUCUCUCGCGUGCUAGUAUCCUGGGACCCAAGCGUAAAGACAACAAGCACAACCUUUAUGAACAUGAGCUAGCCAAGAUGAGGGCUGCGUGGCAAUGUUCCGCCGCAAGGCAGAGCCGCUUCAACCUGUGGUGUGAGUUCUCGAAAAGGGUUCUUGCUGAUAUCGCGGAGGAGUUCGAACCUGCAGGCCCAGCAGGCACUCCGGAAAUGGCGGCGAAGCAAAUAGGAAGUUUGCUGGCUCUUUUGGAGGCCUACGUCUUGCUACACCUGUGUGGUUGGGUUGUCAAGGUCUGUGAAAAUAUUUUUUUGAUGAAGGUGAGAGUGACCUUGAGCGAGCUGGCUUGGGAAUCCUUCAAGCUUGCGGCAAAGAAGGGCACACCGUUUGAGACCAAGGGCUCCGUCACGACCGGCAACGGCCUUUGUUACAUAACGGAGUCAGAGCUCAAGCCAAGCACGCUUGUUGGCCGGAGCAACAUUGUCAAGAUUGUGAAAGGAAUGCUGACGGAUUUCGAGUCCAUUCACCACACCCUCUUGGUGGACGACAAAGUGAAGGUCAAGAUGCCAGAUGGGCUCGAUUUGACUUUGUCUUGGGAAGAAUUGUUGGCACGUGUGCCGACAUACUACAACGCGAAGUUUGCGAAGUACUGUGGCAUUCAUAGUCCGGGCAGUGUGAUCAAGCCGCUUGAACUGAGAGGGGCGCAGCGAGCUGUGUUGCGAUUGUGCCGCGGUGACGGCAAGUGGUUCUGCAACAAUCGCUUGCCGGGCCUACCGAGUAGUUGCAUUAUCCUGCAUUUGGUGAGAGCCAAGCAGAAAGAGGUCUCAUUGCAUCCGGAGAGUCCACUCGGAGAGAUCGUUUUAGAGUGCUACAACUGUGGCCAGCGGAACGUCUUCUUGCUCGGCUUCAUCGCGGCCAAGAGCGACUCCGUCGUCGUCCUGCUUUGCCGCGUAUGCCUCUCAAACAACGCCCUCAAGGACUCCAACUGGGAUUUGGGUCAGUGGCAGCCCUUGAUCGAGGAUCGUAGCUUCCUGCCAUGGCUGGUGAAGGUGCCAGAUGCCAAGGAGCAGAUGCGCUCCUGGAAUAUCACUGCAGCCCAGGUGAAUAAGCUCGAAGAGAUGUGGAAGAGCAACCCUGAUGCCACCAUCGAAGAUUUGGAUGGCAAGUCGGGGCCAGGUAUGGAGGAUGACCCGCAGCCAGUGAUGCUGCGUUAUGAGGAUGCCUACCAAUACCAGCAUGUCUUUGCUCCCUUGGUGAAGAUGGAGGCAGACUACGACAAGAAAGUCAAGGAGUCGCAGUCGCAAGAGAAUGUCGUGGUGCGGUGGGACAUUGGUCUCAACAAGAAGCGGAUCGCCUAUUUUCACUUCACCAAAGAGGAUAGUGAGGCUCGGCUGGUGCCGGGGGAUGAGCUGCGCUUGCGCUUGAACUCCUCGGCCUACGCGAACUUGGCCAACGCCGAUGAGACGGGUUGGAAUGCUGUGGGACAUGUCUCCAAAAUCACCGCGAACGAAGAGGUCGCCUUGGAACUCCGUGGGCCUCAACAGGUGGGUCCAUGGGACAUCAACCACGGCUUCCAAGUGGAGUUCGUUUGGAAGUCGACCUCCUUCGAUCGGAUGCAAGCAGCUAUGCGGACCUUCGCGGUGGAUGAUACCUCUGUGUCCGGAUAUCUGUAUCACAAACUCCUGGGCCACGAUGUGGAGCCUCAGACGAUCCGUGCCAAUGUGCCGAAACACUUCACUGCGCCCAAUCUUCCACAGUUGAACCACUCCCAGGUCUUCGCUGUGCGGAAAGCACUGUCCAACCCCUUAUGCCUCAUCCAGGGGCCUCCAGGAACUGGAAAGACCGUGACCAGUGCCACGAUUGUUUUCCAUCUCACGCGGCAGAACCAGGGUCAGGUCUUGGUUUGUGCUCCCUCCAACAUCGCUGUGGACCAGUUGGCCGAGAAACUCCACAAGACGGGCUUAAAGGUGGUGCGCCUCAGUGCCAAGAGCCGCGAAGCGGUUGCCAGCAGUGUGGACUUCUUGACCUUGCACCACCAAGUGCGGCAUUUGGACACGCCCGACCAUCAGGAGCUCCAGAAGUUGCUGGCUUUGAAGGAUGAAUUGGGUGAGCUCUCACAUGCCGAUGAAAAGAAGUUCAAACAGUUGCAGAACUCCACGGAGCGAGAGCUGCUGACGGCCGCGGAUGUGAUUUGCACGACUUGCGUCGGUGCGGGUGACCCUCGCUUGCAGAACUUCCGCUUCAAACAGGUCUUGGUCGAUGAAUCCACGCAGGCCACCGAGCCCGAGUGCCUGAUCCCCAUUAUGAUGGGCGCCAAGCAGAUGGUCUUGGUGGGUGACCACUGUCAGCUGGGCCCCGUGAUCAUGUGCAAGAAGGCUGCCAAGGCCGGCUUGCACCAGAGCCUGUUCGAGCGGCUGAUCUUCUUGGGCAUCCGACCCGUACGCUUGGAGGUUCAAUACCGCAUGCAUCCGUGCCUCUCGGAAUUCCCGUCCCAGUCGUUCUACGAUGGCUCUUUGCAAAACGGCGUCACACUCAACGAGCGCCUUUAUGCCGGCAUCGACUUCCCCUGGCCACGUCCGGACAUGCCGAUGUUCUUCCUGAACUCCACGGGCGCUGAAGAGAUCUCCGCGUCGGGGACCUCCUACCUGAACCGCACGGAGGCGACGAACAUCGAGAAGCUGGUGACCUACUUCUUGAAAUCUGGAGUGAAGCCCUACCAGGUGGGUAUCAUCACGCCCUAUGAGGGCCAGCGAGCGUACAUUUGCUCCGUCCUACAACGCCAGACCUGCUUCAGCCACAAGGCCUAUGAGGAGAUCGAGGUGGCGAGUGUGGACAGCUUUCAGGGACGAGAGAAGGACUUCAUCCUCCUUUCUUGCGUGCGGUCGAACCAGAACCAGGGCAUCGGCUUCUUGAACGAUCCGCGGCGGCUGAACGUGGCGCUGACGCGGGCGAAGUAUGGGCUCAUCAUCUGUGGCAAUGCGAAGGUCUUGGGAAAGCAGUUCCGCUCUCAACCGUCACUCUGGGUGAACCUGUUGAGCCAUUACAAGAAGUACGAGCUGGUGGUGGAGGGCGCGCUGUCGAAUCUGAGACAGUGCCACAUCACCUUCAGCAAGCCCAUGCGGCUCCCCUCGCGGUACUUCGCCAAGGGACCCAUCGGUGCCGAGGUUGGGCAGUUCGAUGAUGAGAAGAGAGACCAGAUGGAUAUGGACUACUACCGAGGGUCUGCCGGCGCAGCAGGGAGCAGCUCCAAUGGCUAUGGGCCUGGUAUGGUGGCUCAAUCCUCUGGUCCUGUACAAGCUCCCUCCAAGUACUUCAACGGCCCCUCAAUGUACAGUCAGAGCGCGAGCCUGACACCUUCUCAGCGAAGCACCGACAGGAGUCAAGGCUCAAUGGACCGAAAGAAGAAGGGGAAAAAUCUCCGAAAGCAAAGUGAACUGUCACAAGGUUCAGCAUACUCGUCGGCGAACUACACCCAGAACAUCAUGUCGCAGGAGAGCCGGAGCCAGACCCAAAACACCCAGGAUUUGUAG
Molecule: messenger RNA, 6342 nt
Organism: Durusdinium trenchii
Lineage: Eukaryota; Dinophyceae; Suessiales; Symbiodiniaceae
Source: the annotation of a GenBank genome assembly